AUGUCAACCCAAACAGAAGUGAAACCAAGUGCGACCUAUGGCAGCACCAAUGGGCAUCUUGAAAAGUACACUCACCCCCCAGAGACCAAGGAAAAGCUCGACUACGCAGAUUUGACCUCCAUCGAUCUCUCCGAGUUCGACCGUCCGGGUGGAAAGGAGAAACUUGCGGCGCAAUUGAAGGAUGCUGCACAUGAAGUUGGUAUGACACCUGUCCCUCGCUCUUAUUUCUGUUCCUUGGAUGCACCCGAUGCUGACCUGACCUGUGUCCUAGGCUUCUUCUACGUUACGAACUUCGGUCUCACCCAGGAAGAAAUCGACCGGCAAUUCGCCAUCGGACGCGAGUUCUUCGCUCUUCCCGAGGAAGAACGGAUGCAGUACCGCGCGCCGCUCGAGGAAGGAAUCUACAAUGGUUAUCGUCCCCUGGGCUCCAUCGAGAUUCUACCGGGACUGCGCGACAAUAUCGAAUUCUACAACGUAAUGAAAUUCCUCCCCCAGUAUGAACGCAAGCAUCCCGAUGUCUAUCGACAGCACUGGGCGGAGAUCGAGAAGUUCCAUCGGCAUGUGCAUGAGCACGUUGCCUACAGGCUCUUCCGUUUGCUGGCCAUGAUCCUCGAGAUCCCCGAAGAUCAGCUGGAAAACGGCCAUCGCUAUGAGGCCAACUGCGACAGCGGUCUGCGCUACAUGAUGUACCGCGCGCGCUCCGAGGAGGAAAACAACAACUUCAGAGACCUCUAUUCGCGUGGUCACACGGACAAUGGAACCAUUACCUUUGUCUUCCAGCAGCCAGUCGCCGCAUUGCAGGUGAAGAAAUACGAGAACUCGGACUGGGAAUGGCUGCGCAUCCCUCCCGGCGCGAUCGCCGUGAACAUUGCUGACAUGCUCUCAAUUGUGUCGAAUGGAUACCUGAAAAGUGGGAUCCAUCGAGUGGUUGUGCCCCCCGAGGACCAAGCAUGCAACGACCGACUGGGACUGCUGUAUUUCGUUCGUCCAAGUGACCGACUGAUGCUGAAGACUGUGGACAGCCCGCUGUUGCGCCGGCUGGGAUACUACGAGGAGGGAAAGAAUGCCGAUAUUGAUGUUCCGGCCAUUGAGUGGACCCGGGCGCGUGUUCGCAAGAAUUGGUCCAGGUCACCAACGGAUCCCAAUGCGGGUACGACUCUGGCGGGUUUCUCGGUGAAGCAUUUCCAUGAUUGA
This is a messenger RNA of Aspergillus ruber CBS 135680, 1194 nucleotides long. RefSeq names its product putative oxidoreductase, 2OG-Fe(II) oxygenase family. The transcript is spliced from 2 exons. Lineage: Eukaryota; Fungi; Ascomycota; Eurotiomycetes; Eurotiales; Aspergillaceae. Gene Ontology annotation, molecular function: dioxygenase activity. The coding region runs from base 1 to 1194 and encodes 397 amino acids. The record is from RefSeq and is a predicted model, not a curated record.